Panicum virgatum (switchgrass) is the source of this 2313-nucleotide messenger RNA. RefSeq names its product paired amphipathic helix protein Sin3-like 3. The transcript has 8 exons. Lineage: Eukaryota; Viridiplantae; Streptophyta; Magnoliopsida; Poales; Poaceae. Gene Ontology annotation, biological process: negative regulation of transcription by RNA polymerase II. The record is from RefSeq and is a predicted model, not a curated record. Gene Ontology annotation, molecular function: transcription corepressor activity. Gene Ontology annotation, cellular component: histone deacetylase complex; chromatin. Bases 162 to 1988 code for a protein of 608 amino acids.
UUCUGGUUGUAGUUCCACCUUUGCAUGGUGCUAAACUAUAACAUUUCAUUCCUUGUGUAGCUCUCCUGACGGAGAUAAAAGAAAUUAAUGAGAAGAAAAGGAAGGAAGAUGAUGUGCUCCUUGCCAUUACUGCUGGCAAUAGGCGGCCUAUAGUUCCCAAUAUGUUAUUCGAGUAUGUAGACUUGGAAAUCCAUGAAGAUCUGCAUAAGAUCAUUAAGUACUCCUGUGGCGAAGUCUGCAAUUCUUCGGAUCAAUUAGAUAAAGUGAUGAGGAUAUGGACAACUUUUCUAGAGCCAAUUUUGGGUGUUCAGCCUCGAACGCAUGGUUCUGAGGAUCCAGACCUAGUUAAGGCCAAGAGCCGAACAACAGAAUCUGGUCUUGCAAGUAUCAGAGAAAGUAAUACUGGAGCAGGGAUUGUUGCCAAGCAAGGCAAUGGCGAUGAAAGUGAACAAGGACCGUCAUCUCGGGCUAGAUUGGCGAAUGGAGUUGCAGUAGACACUCAAAAUGGUUUCCAUGAUGCAGAUCGAACUGCCCGGAGAGGUGAGGAACAAUCAAAUGCUGCAUUAAAUGGAAGAUUGCACGGUGCUGUAUCUGCCGCAGAUGAAGUGCCUUCCAUAAGUGCCCAAAACAUGGCCUCUACUGACCGAUCCGCAGAGAACGCAACUGCUGUUAGGAUUGAACAACAGAAGGCUAAUUUGGAACUUACAGCAGGUGUCAAUGUGUCUAGGAGUUCUCAUGAUGCAGUUGAGACGGCUGGUGAAGGCAGGGCUGGCAAUGAAACGUUGGCUUCUGUGGAGGGAGGGGAGAUAGGGAGGCCAGGAUCAUCUUUAAAUGGCACCAAUGAGGGAAAUAAAGGGCGCCUGAAUAAUGAUGGUUCUGCGCCCCAUAAUUCCUCAAAAGUUGAAAGAGAAGAGGGUGAAUUAUCACCGAAUGGAGAUUUCGAAGAGGACCAUUUUGUUCCAUUUGAAGAUGGAGCAUCUAAAGUGAAGGAAGGUUCCACAAGCAAACCGUUCCAAGGUAGGCCAGGGGAUGUGGUACCAUCUUCUGACGCAGCUGGUGAGAAUGAUGCUGAUGCUGAUGCUGAUGCUGAUGCUGAUGAUGAAGGCGAGGAAAGUGCUCAGAGGUCUACUGAGGACAGUGAAAAUGCCUCAGAAGCUGGUGAAGAUGCAUCAGGCAGUGAAUCUGGUGAUGGAGAGGAAUGCUCUCGGGAAGACCAUGAUGAGGAAGAGGAGGAUAUGGAUCAUGAUGAUCAGGAUGCGAAGGCUGAAAGUGAGGGUGAGGCAGAAGGAACAACUGAGACACAUGACGUGGAAGGAGGAAUAUCACUACCACUUUCAGAACGCUUUCUGUACUCAGUUAAACCACUUGCCAAGCAUGUACCUACAGCUUUGCAUGACCGCAAUGAGAAGUCCUCGCGUAUAUUUUAUGGAAAUGAUUCGUUUUAUGUCUUGUUUAGGCUACAUCAGAUCUUGUAUGAGAGACUACUGUCAGCAAAAACAAACUCUUUUACUGCGGAAAAGAAAUGGAGGACUUCCAAGGAUACAAACCCACCUAAUCUUUAUGCAAAAUUUAUGAGUGCACUGUACAACUUGCUUGAUGGUUCUUCUGACAACACCAAGUUUGAGGAUGACUGCCGAGCAAUUAUUGGAACUCAAUCAUAUGUUCUCUUCACUUUAGACAAACUGAUUUACGAAGUGGUGAAGCAGCUUCAAGCAAUAGCAACAGAUGAAAUGGACAAUAAGCUUCUGCAACUAUAUUUAUAUGAAAAAUCAAGGUCUUCUGGAAGGUUCUUUGACCUAGUUUAUCAUGAGAAUGCCCGUAUCCUCCUCCAUGACGAGAGCAUAUACCGCUUCGAAUGUUGCUCAAAUCCGACAAGAUUGUCUAUCCAGCUGAUGGAAUAUGGUCAUGAAAAGCCAGAAGUGAAAUCUGCGGGGAGUGACGAUGGCGAUUCCAUCAAUAAUUCUCCGCAGGGUGCCCUUUUGGAAUAACAUCUGGGAGGAUACAUAAGGGUAAAUACAGCAAUGUGAAGCAAACGUGUAGGCCACCGCAGUCGGCUCUGUUGUGCUGAAAGAUAUGUAUAUAUGUAUUAGGAGCAUGUUGUUUGUUCUGGUUACCAUCCACUGGGUUUUCAAUGGUAGGUCUGUCCCAUCAAGUAUUUAACUAAUCAUCAUUUGUUGCUGUUGGUAUAGGUCUUCUGUAUUUUUUUUUGCUGUCGUUUUGCAUUGAAGAUAUGUAGUCAAAAUUAAAAACUGUGUCAAACAGUUAUGUAGUCUUCGUUUGGUUAAUCAAUCGCCAGAUACCAUAAUUUCUUUA